AUGGCUGAUAAAAAGGAUGUCCGAAAGUUUGAUACCGAGGAAUCUGUGGCGGUGGCUCUGGCGGAUCACGUGGCUGGUCUAUCAGAAAAGUUCAUCAAAGAGAAAGGUUCUAUCACAAUCGUUCUCUCUGGAGGUACCCCGAUCAACACACUUGGUAUGAUGUUAAUAAUUCAGGAAGUACUCGAGGCUCCUUACAAACGUACUGUGGAUUGGGUUAACUGGCUUGUCUUUUGGGUGGAUGAGAGUGUAGGCCUUGUCACUGACCCCGAUAACUACUUUAAUCAGGCUAAAAAAGGUUUUCUAUCCAAGGUACCGAUUCCCGAAGACAAUUUCUAUCCCAUGAUGCCAAUUGGAGGUACACCAACACCGGUGCAAGCAGCUGAGUAUUAUGAUAGCCGCCUAAAAAAUCUGGUACAAACCAAAAUCUUGCCUAAAUCAACUAAUGGGUAUCCGCAAUUUGAUCUCAUGCUACUUGGUCUCGGCCCAAGCGGACUUGUGGCUUCUCUAUUCCCAAAUCGUGGUCAACUUAGUAUGACCACACCAUGGGUUACCUUUGCACAGACGCACCAACACCACCUGAAUCAAGGACUACUUUUAUCAUUCCAACAAUCAACUCAUGUUCAGAGAUUGCAAUUGUGGCCACCGGGAUCGACUUGGCCCUUCCUGUGUAUAUGGCGCUCACAACCUGACGUCCUCCCGGGGUUAAACUGCUGCCUGUUGAAAAAGUUUCACCUCAACAGAAGCUCACCUGGUUUCUAG
Ilex paraguariensis (yerba mate) is the source of this 759-nucleotide messenger RNA. The record is from the annotation of a GenBank genome assembly. Lineage: Eukaryota; Viridiplantae; Streptophyta; Magnoliopsida; Aquifoliales; Aquifoliaceae.